AUGCGCUCUUUGCUCUUCUUGCUCGGAGCGUUGACGGCGUUGGCAUGGUGCCAGAAGAUUCCGAGUAAGUGUUUGUCUGAAAGGUGUCUCAAUUGGGCAGGGCUGGGCUUGAUUCGAAAAACCGGAUUCGGUUUUUAAAGCCCUGGAAUUGCGCGAAAUUCAAAACAUCAUAAAGCCUCCCAGCUCGUCGAGUACAUGCCAAUCUCCCUUCUUCAGAAUUUGACGUCUCAAAUGCGGAACUUCUGCAAAUGGCCAAAAAACUGCGCCAAGUGGACACGAACCGCGCUCGGCCCGACCAGAUCAAACUGAACUAUCAGAAGCACACGGUGACUCGCGACGACAGCGACGCCGCCUCGGACAAACUUUUCACCCGCGUGGACACUUCGAUCUUCCGGAAGCCCUCCUACGAACUGUACCUCAAUCUGAUGGACAACUUCAACCGACAGACGGGAAUCAUUGAGCCACGUGUCAGUCAGUCGGAGGAGAAGAACGAAGUGGGCAAGUUUCUGGACGUCGUGUUGGAGUCGAAUCCGAUGAAAGAGUUGUACAAUUGGUUCAAGGCAAAAGGUUCAGUCAUCCUGUCCGGAAGGGACUGAUCCAAUCCAACUCGACACUUCCAGGCCACCCAAUCGCCGCCACUCCGGCCUCUUUCCGCUUCUGGAUCGGUCAACUGUGGUUCUCGCACUACUCGAGAGCCCUCGGCCGCCCGGACACAUCUGGAUUUGAGCACGUUUUUAUUGGAGAGGUGAGUGGAAACAGAUGGACGACACGAGAAAUAUAUUACAUUUGAAUUCAGGCGAAAAACGGAGAGAUAUCCGGAAUGCACAACUGGGUCAGAUUUUACACGCUCGAAAAUAAUCGGACGGAGAACUUUGACUACAAAGGGUUCACAAUAAAGCGAUUUGUGAGUGAAGACGGGUUACUGCAGCCGAGGACCGGGAUUUGAUAUUCAGAACAUAAUGGCGGCGCUCAAGUUCACUUGGGACGGACUUCUGAAGCGUGCCGGCUCGAUUCUGAUCGGAACGUCUCCGGAAUUCGACAUGGCCCUCUACACAAUGUGCUUCCUGUCGAGACGUGGAAGGGAGACUUGUGAUGUUCGUAAACUUCCAGGGUCUCCGCCAAUAUCAGAAUAAUACUCAGGUCGAGCUCGACGGCUGUCCCCUCCAGAUCACCAGUUUCGAGAUUAUGCAACAGAAUAAGGUCUACAUCGGAAGCAUUUAUCCGACGGCGGGAAGAAUCACCGAUCAGUGUCGGGCUCAGAAUCGUUAA
Caenorhabditis sp. 36 PRJEB53466 is the source of this 1269-nucleotide messenger RNA. NCBI's taxonomy places the organism in Eukaryota, Metazoa, Nematoda, Chromadorea, Rhabditida, Rhabditidae. The record is from the annotation of a GenBank genome assembly.